Molecule: messenger RNA, 1192 nt
Organism: Paramecium sonneborni
Lineage: Eukaryota; Ciliophora; Oligohymenophorea; Peniculida; Parameciidae
Source: the annotation of a GenBank genome assembly
UAUCUUAUCUAAAUAAUUAAAAUAAAUUAAGAAAUGGAAUAUCGAAGAUUGGGAGCAACAGGUCUAAAAGUAUCUGCCAUUAGUUAUGGAAAUUGGGUUAAUUCAGAUGAUUAAGCAACAUAAGAUAGAAAUACUAAAAUUAUUUAAAAAGCUUGGGAAUUAGGAAUCAAUUUUUUUGAUACAGCAGAAAUCUAUGGAGAAGGCAAAGCUGAAGUGCAUUUAGGAAAUGCUCUCAAAACUCUGAAUGUUUAGAGAUAAGAUAUAGUUAUAAGUACUAAAAUUUUUGGAGGAGAUGGAAAUGAUUUUCCGAAUUCCAAAUAUUUAUCAAGAAAACAUAUCAUAGAAGGUAUUAGUAAUUUAUAUAAAUUUGUAGGUCUAAGAAAUUCUUUAAAGAGAUUGGAUACUCCUUAUGUUGAUAUUGUUUUUGCUCAUAGAUAUGAUUAUUAAACACCUUUAGAAGAAACUUGUAGAGCAUUUGAUUGGGUUAUUAGACAUGGUUUAUCUCAUUAUUGGGGAACAAGUGAAUGGACAGCUUAAUAAAUUCAUUAAGCUAUUGGUAUUUAAUUAAUUACUAAUAUAUAUAGGUAUCUGUGAAAGAUUAUCAUUACAUAAACCAGUAGUUGAAUAACCUUAAUACAAUAUGAUGGUUAGAGAUAGAUUUGAAUGGGAAUAUGAAAGCGUUUUUGCUGCAGGUUAUGGAUCUACUAUAUGGUCACCUCUUUAUUAAGGUUUAUUAACUGGAAAAUAUAAUGAUGAUAUUUUAGCAGAUGGAAGAUUUAAAAACUCAGAUAAUGUUUAUGUUAAAAUGUUUUAUUAAUAAAUUUUAGGUGAUCCUGAAAGUAAUUAUUUAUUAUAAAAUAUUUUAUAGAAAGAAUUAAAAUCUAAAAUUAAUUAAAGUAAUUAGGUGAAAUAGCCAAAGAAUUAGGAGUAACAUAAGCAUAACUUUCACUUGCAUGGGCACUUAAAAAUAAAGAUGUUAGUACUGCCAUUACAUCAGCUACAAAACCUGAGUAAUUAGAAGAAACUGUAAAAUCAGUUUAAGUUAUUAAAUUAAUCACCAAAGAAGUUGAAUUAAAAAUAGAAUCCAUUCUUGCUAAUAAACCUUAGACUUCACUAAACUUUAAACAAAUGGCACCUUAUCCAACAAGAAGAGAUUUGUAUGUUUGAAAUAUUCAGAUAUUAUAAAUAAUCA